Messenger RNA from Branchiostoma belcheri (Belcher's lancelet), 5131 nucleotides. Its product is annotated as trithorax group protein osa-like. The record is from RefSeq and is a predicted model, not a curated record. Lineage: Eukaryota; Metazoa; Chordata; Leptocardii; Amphioxiformes; Branchiostomatidae. Gene Ontology annotation, cellular component: nucleus; cytoplasm. Bases 13 to 3156 code for a protein of 1047 amino acids. The transcript has 9 exons. Gene Ontology annotation, biological process: male meiosis I; female meiosis I; meiotic cell cycle.
AUGCCGUUCUAGAUGGCGGUCUCGCUGCGGCAGGAGCUCGCACAUCAUGCCUCAAGUCUCCCACAAGGACACAUGAAAGCCCCUGGAAACUCCAGAAAUGUGCAGCAGCCCUUCAUUCCAAAUCCACGGGCCAAGCCAUUCAACCCUAGUUACCAUGGCAACCAGCAGGACCACACAGCAGUGGGCGACCACUUCAGCAGGCCAGCAUCUCAUCACCAUGGCAACAAUAACUACCAGGUAACUCAGCAGCACAACCACAUCCCCUCCAAUGACCCCUUCUCCCCUCCCCUCGACACCCCUUCCUUUUCCCAGUUUCCCAGCCCGCCCCAACCUCGUGAGUCAGACCCUGUCUCCCUCUACUCCCCGUGGUCGACCCAACAAGAUGAGCCCGUGGUUGCCCAGGCAACUCCUGCGGACAUCCUGUCAUCUCCGCUGUGGGGAACUGACCUGAACAGUUCGCAGGACAAGAGAGCUCUGGAUGACCUUGUGUCAAAGAUCAUUGAUGAUGAUGUACCGGUCAGCAGUGGCCAGCCUCAGAAUGGAGACACAGAUGUGUUUGGGAGUAACUCCACCUUCGGCUUGGAGGGGAACAAGUUUAACUUCCAGUCCAUCUGGUCGUCUGGUGGGGAUGAGCUGCUCUCUGGACCCAAACCUCCUCCUCCGCAACAACAACAAAUUCUACAACAACAACAACCUCGCAGACCUUUCCGUCGAACCCCUGGGAAUAGUCCCAUGUGGCCAAAACGCGACAUCUUCUCCCAGCCCCCUCCCGUACAGCACCCUCCAGUGCCACCCCCCUCCAAGCCAUACGAACAGAACCUCCCGAUGAUGAGCAGCAAGCCCCCAUUUCCCAGCCCACCCCGUGGAUCCAACCGGCCCCAAAACUUCCGAAACAACGAUGACCCAUUUGGUAACAUCGAGCAGUGGCGAAAUUCAGCGAAGCAAGAGCAACUGGAGUCGCCGAAACGUCCGGAAGGCACCCAGCGUUUUCGUCAUCAGUCAGAGGAGUACCAACCACAGGGCAACUUCCGUGAGCGGCACAGUUCCGGAAGUUCUAACUUCAGCAUUGGUGAGUGGAAUGCAGACGAAGUGAAUCUCGGACAGGGAGAUGGAAACUUCUUCCAGCAGCAAAACAGUCGUCAGGAUCAAGGCUACCGAAAGUACAGCAAUUCCUCAGCCAGUGACUCUGGCUGGGGAGGUCAGAGGGGAGGUCGUUGGGGUCAGAGGUCAGAGUAUCAAAGGUCAGAUGGAACAAGAGGGGGUGCGGAAUCCAUGCCCAGAAAUGCAUCGCAGGACGAGCUUGCAAACCAGAGUGGUUUCCGCCCCUUCCAGCCAGCCCUGCUUGAGAAGACACCCGGCUUCCGCAAGCAACAGCAGUUUGGCACACGAUACCAAGGCCGCGGUCGAGAGUUCCCUCCAACUGGAUCCAUGGCUGACAGCCGUUCAACCUGGCAGGGGAACGAGGGGAAUCAGGUCCCAUCCAUGCCUGGACCUCAGGCUAACGAUCAAGCACAGUAUUCAGAGUGGGCUCGCAACAGUAAGACCACUUCAGUACCCUGGAAUGGGAAGUCGCACAGUAGCACCAGCUCGGAGGAGCAGAGUCCCCACGGCUUUUAUGACAAACAACAACAGCCGGGGUUUCCUCCAAACAAGCCUUUCCCCCCUUCCAGCCAAAGCUCUGAUGCUGGAUGGAUGGGCAACGGAAACUUCCAGCCGCCGCCUCCAUUUCCAUCCGAGUUUGGGGCCCCAAAGAGUGACGCUUCACAGCAGCAGUCACCAACAACACCCCAGCACUCACCCCCAAGGGAUUUCACCGGCAAAUCUAACUACCAACAAGACAGCCCAAACUACCCGCACCCAGGAAACAGGUUCAGUUUCCAUGGUGAAAACCGGCCUCCCAUGCCUCCUCGAAGUUUCCAAGGAGAUGCUAUGCCACCCACCUCCGCUGGGUACCAGCCGGGCGGUUCUAUAGAUAAGUGGCAGCCCCCGUCAUCUGGCAAUCACCAAGGCAACAACCCUGGGAGCAGCAGGCCACCCUCAGCAGCUGGACAUUACCACGGUAACAGCUCGGGGAAUAACCGACCGCCACCCGCAGGAUCGUACCAGGGGCCUGGGGCAAAAAGGGAGCCUCCGUUUGGGUUCCGUCCUCACGGAGAAACAACCCCACAGGGACAGCAGGACGGGCCGAUCGGCCCCCCUCCCCCUCGUGGUAAAUUCCCCCGUAACCGUAACUACGAAGAGAUGAUGGCUGAACAGUUCGGGCAGGCUCCCCCAUUUCCGCCACCAUUCGCUCACACCGACAAGCGCCACAACCAUCACACAACCAUGCCCCCUCCUCCUCCUCCUCCCCACGGACCAAAUGGGAUGCCCCCCUUGUCGCCCCUCUCAGGGGAGGCUUUUGAAUCGUACCCCCCAGACUUCUACCCCCCAGGACCAUUCCCCCCGCCUUUCUAUGCUCCGGAAAUGAUGUUCGACUUCCCUCCCCCCCAUCCGUUCUACGGUUACCCACCUCCGUAUGGUAUGUACCGUAUGGGUGGGCGGCGUAGCGGCCCCUCCAAUGAGCUGCACGUCCGACUAGAGGAAUGCUACGACCAGUUCCGAAACCUGGAGAAGGAAAGGAAGAAGACUGAGGCAGAUCUGGCUAGGCUGUAUCCUGGGAAGAAGAUCAGUAGCAACAACAGCCUGCCGAUUCCCCGGCUGCCAUCCAACCCAUCCCGCGUUGACCGCUUGGUGGUCGACCAACUGCGGGAGCACAGCAGGGUUGUGACUCUUGUGAACAGGAUCGAGGGUCUGGUGACGGAGCCGCUGCACUCGAACCUGAUCAGCACGCUGGAGCGAUUCCUGGAGGGGGUUCGGAAGGUGCAGGCACGGCGCCGGGAGGAGGUGGUCAACGCCACCAACCGCCAGCGGCAAGGCGGACCUCGUCAUCAGGACGACAGAGAUGUGCUGGCACUAGCUGUCAGUAUCCACGAGCUCACCCUCCAUACGCGCAGGGCUCGCACCGCGCUGUGGUGUGCUUUGCAGAUGGCGCGAGCCACCCAGCCCGAACCUCCCCCCAUCAGCCAACCAGAGCCCAGCACUCCAGCCGACAGCCAAUCAGAGCAGAGUGUGCCAGGUGGGAGUGCGCCAACAGGUGUCAGUGAGAGUAGGCCAUAAUGUUGGUUGUUUAUGGUUGCUAUGGUUACGUAGUGUAUUUGAAGAUGGCAAAUGUGCCAGAUCAUGAAAUAUUGAGAAAUGAAAGGAAAGUCAACUUUGCAGAUGGCAAAGCGUCAAGCAGGGUAGCACGUGGCUGCCGAGGAGCAUCAUAUCAAGAAUAUACGUCUCAAGAAAGGAGGAAGACUGGAGUGACUACCCAAGUCUACGUCGAUGUGUUACAGGAAGUAGUCGAGUUUGUAGCAAUAGAAGCAGAAUAUAUCCAGAGCUCCUGUAUGUGCUCUGGACUAGAAGGAAGCAGCAAAAGAUGUUUGUACUGAUGGAUAUUAUUAAUCGUGCCACACAUUUCUAUUUGUGCUCACAAGAAUCUACGGAGUUUAUUAUGAGAUGCGCCAGAAGAGAAUAGGAACCAAAAUUUCCUUGGGACCACUAAUUAUAUUCACAGGACUUGUAACACGCAGUGUUAGUAAACGUGAACUGCCCACAACUUCUUCUCAAGGGGUUAGGAACACAACUAUUCAGAUAUAGAUUAUAGAUUAAGUCCAUGAUGUUAACAUUAACAAGCAGCCAGCAGUUGGCUCACAGUAUAGUUAACUAGCUAGAUUGUUAAACUUUAGCUGCAUGCUUGCAGGAGUAGGAAAAGUUCGUCCCAACUUGCCGUUAAUACUAUAGUAGAAAUCUUAAUCAGGAGGGAGGCAGAACCAGCUUGGCACUGUUGUCCCUUUAGAAGCUACUGCUGUUGGGUAGCCUACAAACUUUUCUAGCAGUACAUUCAAUGGACUUUUUUUUGAGUCCAUGUUGUUCAGUCUUAGAUAAGCAAUGCAGAUAUCGUGCAGGGUUCCUGGGGCUGCAAGUAGCUGGCCAAAAGAUGUAUUUUGGUCGAGAUGUUGAUUUUAUAUGGCAAGCAGGGUUGUUGUAGCAGAUGUAUGUGACAUUAAGAGUGUUGUAUUUUCCUAUCUCACUGCUCAGAAGCCAAAUACCAAGAGCAUAGAAUGUGUUAUUUUUUAUGCAACGAGCAUACGUGCAUUAUGGUGUACUUAUAUGAAAUCUAAACCGUGUCAAAGACGUUCUGAGGGCGGCUGCCCUGUCUUUGGUUGUGUGAAAACAACCUUUGAAAGGUUUAAAUUUGAAGCAUUGUCUGCAAGGCAUGCAAAUACAGAAACAGGCUAUCCUAUGGGGAACAGCAACUCUGAUUGUACCGUAGUAGCCAAAAUGAGAACACAAAGUAACAAAAGUCUUGCCUUAUAUCGCCACAUGACUGUAGAAUUUCAUAAGCUUAACAGGUAUUUACAGUACUAAGAGAUUGAAUCUCUGCAAUUGAGGUCUUUGGGCCUCAGUGAAAUCCAACGGUUUACUUGAGAAUUGGACUGUUGUAGUGAAAAGAAAAUAAGGAAAUGUUGUCUUGUCUGGUACGGGAAUGAAAGUUGUCUCUGCAGCAAUACAAGGAAAUAAUUACAAAGCUGAAGCAACUACUGGUGUAAAAUGUUGACUCUGAAAUGUUUAUAUAUAUAUUAUCUAUAUCUAUAACUAAUGCAAUAUGAACUGGAUUCAGUGGAUUUAUUUAUUUUGAUUGAACAGGUACCUGAUUUUGUGUUAAAAAGAGGUAGUCUUUUGUUGACCAUGUUGUAGACUUGUAUUCCUAUCAUGAGAUUUAUGGAAGCCAUUCUGUCAUAGAUGAAACUGUAUCUUAUACCUCACUGUAUAAUAUCAUGUCUGAAUGGAAAAUGAGCUUUGCUUCCCCACCCACGAACACUGCCCCCUAGUGACUACAUUAUAGACUGCAGCCAGCUGAGCUGGAAUUCUGUAUUUUACGGCAGGUCUUCAUUUUGUAGUGAAAACUUUCAAACCAUGGCUGUCAUAUCUAUUCAAAAGGUAGUCCUUAAAACGACUUGUGGAAAUUGGGAUCUGAAGAAGGUCCUGGAAGAGAUUGACUUUGAGGGAAAAAAUUAACAGGUGGUUAUUACAUUUUGUUUAUUCA